AUGAUACUCCGCCCCUCCACUUUCCGCCUCUCCCUUCCAGCCUCGCGCCCCUUCACCCUCUUCCCCUCCUCACGCGCCCCCACAAACCGCAUCUUCGACCCCGUCCGCUCACCCAACGACCUACACACCCUGACUCUCCUCAACGCCGCCGACAACCGCGCCCUAAUCACCUUCUGGACCGCAUCGUGGUGUCAGACAUGCCAAGCUAUCAAGCCUCUGCUCAGAAAAUUGAUUGAGGAAGAGAAAGUAGGGGAGGGGGAGGGCGGGUUGGGGUAUGUGGAGGUGAUGAUGGAUUCGGUGUUGAUUGAGGAUUUGCCGAUUAGGUAUCGAAUUAGUAGUAUGCCGACGUUGCUGGCGUUUAGUCGGCAGGAAGCGCAAUUUGAUACACGCUUGACGAGGCCCGAGGAGAUGCGGAACAAGGAAUUUUUGAGGGAAUGGUUGAUUAAGGAGGCAUUGAGGGGUGGGAGGAGAGGGGGUGGUGGGGGUAGUAUGUUUGGUUAG
Molecule: messenger RNA, 501 nt
Organism: Bipolaris zeicola 26-R-13
Lineage: Eukaryota; Fungi; Ascomycota; Dothideomycetes; Pleosporales; Pleosporaceae
Exons: 2
Coding region: 1-501 (166 amino acids)
Source: RefSeq, a predicted model, not a curated record